AUGGUGGCAGCGACAUACGACACGCGACCGCGUGAAGAGCGUGACUACCGUGAGAUAUAUGGCGAUCUUGAUGAAACACAGCGGCUAGGCGUGGUGGUGGUGGAACAGCCUCCUGCAGAAACAGCUCCUCCAGCACCACUUCCACUUGCAAGACCGGUAUUUGUGAGAAGAGAACGCAAGGCGCCAGUUUCUCGAAUGUCAAAAGCACUUAUAGAGCACGGCUUUCGAGCUUCCCGUGGUGCUGGUCCGGUCAGGUCUCAUUAUCUUAGGCAAAACUGGCCCAGCGAUAAUAGCAGCGAUGCCUUAGAGAAAAAGGAAGCAGACAGCGAAACACAGAAAGUGGCCUCAAAGCAGCCUCCCAAAAAUACCUUUGAUUUUGACAAAAAAGGGUUGAGUCGGCGACAGGUUCGCUACGAUCUAGACGAACAGGACGAACAGUUCCUCAACUGGCGCAACGGCCGCCUGACGGCGCGUAUUAACCUCUCGCGUGAGGCCCUAGAACUCGCUAUCACGGUGCUUGAAGAGGAAUGGCACCGCCUUGAAGUGCGGAUGGGUGGCAUGGGCGGUGAUCUUGACGAAGACGAGGCAGAGCUCGAUGAGAGCUUUGAUAAGUACGGCAACGACGACGGCAUUGCGGGGGCUGCUUCUAUCCUGGAGCAGCGUUGCGCCGUGUGUAACGACCUGGAGGGCCACAACGGCAACGCCAUCGUCUUCUGUGACGGCUGCAACAUCGCAGUACAUCAAGAGUGCUACGGAAUUGCAUUUAUUCCUGAGGGCCAGUGGUUUUGUCGCCGCUGCAUGCUUGUCAGAGGCCACAGCGAGUGCAGCUUUUGUCCCUCUCGCCUGGGUGCUUUCAAGCAGUUGGACAAUGGCUUGUGGAGCCAUGUUGUCUGUGCGCUUUGGAUUCCAGAAGUGUAUUUUGCCAACCCAAUCUACAUGGAGCCUAUUGAGGGCGUGGGUGCGGUGCCAAAGACGCGAUGGAAAUUGGUGUGUUACAUUUGCAAGCAGAGAGUGGGCGCUUGCAUCCAAUGCACAAACCGUCUGUGUUUCCAGGCGUACCACGUCACCUGUGCCAAAAGAGCAGGGCUCUACAUGGCAAUGGAGAAAGGUGUUCAUGGAGCUCUUGCUCUGAAAGCAACACUCACAUCAUACUGCCACCGCCAUUGCCCACCAGAAUGGAGUGCUGAAGCAGUGGUGGUCGGUAUUGCAAAGACCCGCCGGUUUUACCGCGAUAGAUUACUCGCGAGUGAAGAGAAGCACCGCUUGGCUUCUCGUAGGCGUCACGAAAACAGCCUCAGUGCUCUUCGCUGGAAAACAGAGCACAAUACCCCCAUAGCGCCCAAGUGUUUUGCUCAAAUGAUCUAUGAUUUGUUGCUAGCGUUGAAGGUGGACAUUCCUGAAAACUCGCUUCUACGAGGACUCGGCAAUGCAAGCGACAUACCCAGACUGGAGGUACUUGCAGACAUGCACCGUGCUAGCGCAGAAUUGUGUAAGUACUGGUGCCUCAAGCGGGAGGCCAAGAGGGGACCCUUGGUUCGUCCUAGUGCACACAAGCUGAUGCUUGUGGCCCAGGCAGCACAGCUUUACGACUCUGCAGCCGCCCAGGAGGCGCUUGCGUCACUACACGAGAAAAUCGAGUUUGGCCACACCUUGGUGGGGGACUUGGCCAAGGUUACCGAAAUGGCACUGCUUACACAACGCCGACAACAAUUAGCACUUGAACGUCUGCUUUUGGGCUUGUCGGCGUACGAUGCCGCCUACUUUCCUUUGUGCACAUUGGCUGCGAAACACUUGGCCUUGAUGUCUGAAAAGCUUGAUCCCACGAGGGCCUUGACUAAUUACAAGCCGCGCGAAGGGCCCAGCUUUGCAGAUGUCUUACGCAAGACAAGGCGAUUCGAGUACACUACAGUGGAGGAGAUCUCGGCAGACGUGGCGGCGUUGGUGGACGUUAGGGCAGGAGGAGCCUUGGGGAGAGCGGCUGCAAAAUGGCUGGCAUACUGGCAGAGCCACCGUGGUGAGCUUGAGGCUGCGGCGGCGGUGGAUUUGAGCAAAAUCCUGUUUGUUGAAGUGAAUGGCGGUGAACUUCGGUUGAAAGAGCACGACGCUGGCGCCGUGCUAGCUGAAGAGGGCUUGAGUGAGGUUGAGGACGUCACGGAGGAGCCGGCCAACAAGACAGCGUUGAAGGCAUUUUUGAAGGCCUGA
Molecule: messenger RNA, 2202 nt
Organism: Candidozyma pseudohaemuli
Lineage: Eukaryota; Fungi; Ascomycota; Pichiomycetes; Serinales; Metschnikowiaceae
Exons: 1
Coding region: 1-2202 (733 amino acids)
Biological process (GO): regulation of transcription by RNA polymerase II
Source: RefSeq, a predicted model, not a curated record